Closterium sp. Yama58-4 is the source of this 1899-nucleotide messenger RNA. NCBI's taxonomy places the organism in Eukaryota, Viridiplantae, Streptophyta, Zygnematophyceae, Desmidiales, Closteriaceae. The record is from the annotation of a GenBank genome assembly.
AUGGCGCGCGCCCGCCGCGCAUCGCCGCCUCCUGCCGCCAUUUUGCGCUCGUCGUCGCGCGCCGUGCGUCUGCUACUGCUCGUCGGCCUCCUCACCCCCUCCUUAGCUUCCGCGUCGCAUCCACCCGACGGCGGCGACGCCUCGCACUCGAACAUCGCCGCCGCCGCCGCCGCCGCAGCCGCCGCGGAUGGCGGAAUGGCGGACGCGGGCAUGGGAUUGGGGAUAGCGGAUCAAUUUGUUUCUACUGAGGAUCUCCCAGCGGCGAAUGCUGCGGUAGAUGCGGAGACCAAUGCGGCGAGAGGUGCGGCGACGGACGCGGCGGGGCAGGCGGAGUUCGAUCCGAAAUUGGCGGGAGUAGAGGAGGAGGAGCGAUUGGUGGACGAGCUGCUGACGUGGCUGGAGGAGAGAGGCGUGACUGGGAUCCGAGGGGAGGAGGCGGCAGUGGAGGUGGUCAUUGACGCCAACACCACUCUCAAGGCGUCCGGCAGGUCAAGGGCGAAUCUGUGCAUGGUAGCACGUCGCCCCAUCGCGGAGGGCGAGGUGUUUCUGUCGCUGCCUCGCUCGCUCGCCAUCUCGGCUCUUCAAGCGCAGGAGGAGGCAAAGCCAUACGAGGGAGAGGUGCAUCCAUUCACAGCACUGGCGGCGUGGGUGCUGAGGGAGCGGGGCAAAGGCAGCGCGUCCCUGUGGGCGCCCUUCCUCGUGCCCGAGCUGCAGUAUGACGUCAUGCUGGCGGAGGUCGCAGGACACAAGGAGGCGCUCGUGCAAGAGUACAACAAGUGCCGCCCGGAGGCCAUCGCCAACGCCACCCAGGAGGAGUUCUUCUGGGCGGCAGGGAUCGUCACUUCCCGCAUGUUUGCGCUGAGGCCUGCUGCAGCAGCAGAGGCGGAGGACAAGGGGAAAGAGGGGGAGGGGCAGGGCAAGGAGGAGCGGCAGGAGGCGGAGAUAUCGCUGGUGCCGUAUGGGGAUCUGUUUGACACCGAUGACGUGCCCAUCGCUAUCUGGCAGGACACAGGCAGCAGCAUAGAGUUCAUGGCUUUAACGGACAUCCCUGCAGGGCAGCACGUGGCGGUGCACUACGGCGAGCUGAGCAACGAUGAGGCGCUGGUGAUGCGCGGCAUGGUGCUGGGGGGCAACUACCGCGACCACAUGCACCUCUUCUCCUCGCCGCAGGAUGCUGUUCGCUACCACGUCGACAAGUUUCUGCGCGGCUAUGGCCACACGCUGGAGCGGACGCCCCUGCAGGGCACGUAUGAGCGCGUGGAGGCGGAGCUGCAGAAGCAGGCAGCAGCCCCGCAGUAUGCGGGAGUGGCGCAGCGCUUUGAGUACCGCAUGGCGCCCGCCAGCCCCCUCUCCGCGUGGUUCGGCGGGCGCUUUGACCCGCGCCUGCUCGCCAUCUUCACUGCGCUGCACGCCCUCGUUGUCAACAACCGCAGUGCGUGCCCCUUGCCCUCCCCCGCUCUAUCCUCCCACGCCCAUUCUCCCUCCUCUCUCUUGGCUCAUCUGCCUUUGAACACCCCUCUGCCUGCAUGCCACGUCCCUUGCUCCUGUCUUGCAUGCUCAUACCAGACAGAGCCGGAUCUGAGCCACGUGGCACAGGUGUCGCUGCUGUACGGGUGGAUGAAGGACCCCAAGUCCACCUGCGAUGACCUGGCGCGCCUCGUGGACGAUGACGUGUCGGACGCGGUGCCGCCAGCUGGCAACGUGCUGGUGGAGCGGGGGCAGCAGCUGCUCAAGGCGUUCCCCACCACCCUGGGGGAGGACCUGAAGCUCUGGCGCCAGUGCGGUGCGGAGUAUGUGAGGGAGCUGAGCGAGUGGGAGGUGAUUCUGAGGUAUCGCAUGAUGAAGAAGUACAUUCUUCGGCACCUUGUGGGCCGCCUCCUGCACACCUGUGAAAAUUAA